Fusarium vanettenii 77-13-4 is the source of this 2076-nucleotide messenger RNA. RefSeq lists its product as uncharacterized. Lineage: Eukaryota; Fungi; Ascomycota; Sordariomycetes; Hypocreales; Nectriaceae. The record is from RefSeq and is a predicted model, not a curated record. The transcript has a single exon. The coding region runs from base 1 to 2076 and encodes 691 amino acids.
AUGCCGAUUUCUCUCAAGCCCCGUACCAGGAGUCAGCACCUGUGCGACAAGAUUGGGUACAGUGGACUGCUUGUUCUCGUACUUGGUAGCGCUGCCAUCCUCGUUUCCUCCGCCAUUCUUGUCUUCCUUUGGGCUGGAGCCGAGAACUCUCGGAACCGCCGCCGAUACCCAAAAUUCUGGGAUGGCAUCGUCUUUAACGAUUGGUCAACUCGGGUUGUCACGAUAUGCUCUGCUAUCAUCCGCAUAUCGCUGACCUUUCAAAUCGGUUUCAUCACUGCAGCCAUGUCAGCAAUCAUGCUUGAGGCAUCCAGAUGCCGAUUUCGCGACCUAGCUACUCUCUCUUUGCAAAGAGCCUCGAGCACCAAUGCCAGCCCUUCAAACAUUCUUCCAGCAGCUCUUAGGCAAUGCGACACAAGUGGCCUCUCUGGCUUCUGCUGCUUCUUGCUUCUUUCAAGUGCAUUUGCCGUCGCCCUCGUGUCGACAUUCACCUCUACGAUUCUCCUUUCCGACUUUGGAACAGCCCGCAUCACAGCCCCAAGUAUCACAGAGACCAUUCCAAUAGGGAUAAACUCGACAUUUUAUGACCGUUUUGAAGAAUUUGAAAUUGGUAUCCCGUCUUGCUUCAAGUCAAGGCCCUCCGCACACUGGCGAUUUGCGGAAGUCAAAACAAGCCAAGCUUCCUCGGCAGAGCUUGGGGAUACGGGAGAUGUCUACCGAGCCAUGCUCCCGUUUAGUAGCCCGGAAGCCAGGGCCUCUUUGGAGUACUACUCUGGUCCUGGGUUAGUCAAUAACCACAGAACCGUUUGUGUCAGCCCAAAGUUUGAGUUCCUGAGUCUUAGCUUCACUGACACUUCGGGAGGAAGGAAUUUGGGAGGGAGGCUGUCUGCUGAGGUUCAAAACUCGAGUUUCGGACCCGUACUGAUGGGCUGCUCUAUAGAGAGGACCUGGUACGGAGAUGGAGAUUGGCCGCUCUUGACAUGCCGGUUAUACGAUUCCUUAUCUGGAUCAGUCGACUUUCACUCAGUACACACUGAAGACAAACUAUCCGGACGUAAAUAUCUUUUCUCCCCGAUCAUGCUUAUCAACGCGAGUGCAGCCCUCCAGAUAUCCCGUGGGACCACAUAUUACCUUGGCGAACCUAUACCCAAUCUUACCACGACAGACGAGUAUACAAGCAAUCUUACCACGAAAACAGAAGGGCUAUGGACAAAAGUUUAUACUUUGAAUGGAACCCCGGUUCUGAACGCCACUGUCUGCUUUGUCAAUACAAAAUCGCUGCCAAUUUUUAAUAUUACAAUGUCUGGGCGGCCCAUCCCAUCGGAACCUGCAGUUGACUGGCAUCGGCUCUUGAGCAAGAAAAAUAGCACGGGACAUCUACAGCAGAUUGGCAUCGGUCUUUCGGCUGAUAGUUUUGCAAGCCGUGGGAUUUUAGAGCUUCAGACUCAAACCAGCAUCAUACCGCUAGAGGACAUGGGCGGUGAGGACAUUUGGGCCUUCUGGGCGCAUGAGCUUCUUCUUCAAGCUGCACUGUCCGAGGAGAACCCUUACCAGAGCUGGAAUCUAGUGACCAACGUCACAUCUUCGGGCAUGUUUCCGUUGACUGCGCACCCAGAGAACUCUGCCCUUGUUCAGAAGGUUUUACAGGUGACGCAAGAUCCGGCACAAGCCAUUCAUGCAUUAGCCUUUCGGUUCUCUCAGAUGCUCUAUUACGCUCACCAGCCAAGGUUCACUAUCAGACGACCCAUCACAACAAUCAACACUUCCGAGAUGCUUAUCCCGACUCAAUGGACCGGCCUCUCCAUCGUGCUGACGACACUUUCAGUUCAUUUCAUUGUUCUUGUUGUUACAACGGUCUUGUUUGUACUCUGGACCAAGGCUUCGUUGUUGGGUAACGCUUGGCAGGCGGUCUCGCAGAUGGUCUCGCCUCAGACGAGAGAGGUUAUGGAUACACCUAGCGUCGAUACCAUGCGCGAUAGUGAUGUGGAGGAAUGGGCCAGGGUUACAGGUCGUGAUUUGCAGGUAUAUCAUUCGUCACGCUCUGGUGAUCUAGGCCGAACAGAGAUACGUCUGCGUUAG